Messenger RNA from Leguminivora glycinivorella, 757 nucleotides. RefSeq names its product UPF0547 protein C16orf87 homolog. The transcript is spliced from 5 exons. Bases 95 to 577 code for a protein of 160 amino acids. Lineage: Eukaryota; Metazoa; Arthropoda; Insecta; Lepidoptera; Tortricidae. The record is from RefSeq and is a predicted model, not a curated record.
UUUUUCCCAAAGGUCUGUGCUUUUUCCUAUAUUGUAAAAUAAAAUAACAUUUAGAUUCGAUCCGUAGCUUGUCAUUAUAAUAGGAAAUCACAAAAUGGUGAAAAAUAAAAUGAUUGCGAAGAGCUGCCCGAAGUGUUACUCUCAGGUAGCUGUAGCCUCUAAGUCAUGUAAGUGCGGUCACACAUUCUUCGCGGCUCGGCGCGCGGCUGACGCGCUGCCGGCGGUCGAAGAGAUGCGUCGGCGAACUAGCAGAGUGUGUCGACCGCAGCCACAGUUCUACGAUGCUGUGCAUUACGAGAAGCAGAAGAAACGGUCGCCUAAAAAGAGAUCAUUGUCGCGGUCUAUAGAUGAAGAAUAUAAAAAGGAGAAGAGUGAAUCAGCGACGGCGCGCGCGCGGCGGCGCGCGCGCGCGGCGGGCCGCGGCCGCGCGCGAGGCGCCGCCCGCCGGCGCCGGCGCGGGGAGCGCCCGCGCGACCCCACCCCGCUCCUGCGCCCCGCGCAGCUCGCCACCUGCGCGCUCAUCCUGCAGGAGAUUAAUCGCAAAAUGCAGUGCGUCACCUGGCAGCCACAACUUUAGAUCACACGUACCUCCACAUCUUUUUGUUUAGCAGUUGCAGAAUGGCAGUUAAGACCUGGCCAGAAAUAUAUGGCUAUUGUCAGGAGGGCGCUAUUAUUCUGAUGUAUGGGGUGACGUUCAGUAUAGUACUCAGACGAAGGAUACUAUAGAAUUGACGCAAGCGUACACCCGUAAGGGACA